GCACUGACAAGUCAACAAAUUCCUUGUAAAGCCUUUAAACUCGCAACAGCGUCUUUUCCGCUGAGAGAAAUUUCGCAGGAAACGCAGAGUAGAAAUUUCGUAAAAAUUUGUGAUAUCCAAAGCCCAUUUUGAAUUUAACUUUCGUUGUGUGAUCGAAGAAGAGGAAAUUACAACUAAUUAUCGUGUUGCAUGGGCGUUGUUAAUUGGGCCGCCGGCCUUAUUUUGCUGGCGGCGGCGUUAUCGGCGGCGGAUUAACUUCUGGCAAAAGAAUGUGAAUGUUUCUGUUUCCUAGAAAACGUCUCCAACGUGGUCGACGAGUCGUGGUCAAAACGAAAGCAACGUCAUCGUAAGAGAGAGAACAAAUCGGCGAAAAAGCCUUAUAAACAAAACACAAUUUCGUGGGUGUCUCGCAUCGUGUGAGAACGAAAAGCUGGCGAUACAAAUAAUAAACUAAAUUAAUUAAACUAAGUAACUGCGAGCGAGCAAGUAGAACAACCGAAACUAAAACAGAAUGAGUGCCAACCGAAGAAGACGCACUGCAUCAGCUGCGAGUGCAAUUGCAGCAGCAACAGCAGCAGCAGAAGCGAUAUCAACUGCACCCUCCAAAGAGCAACUUUCUCCACCGAUUGCUGGUGGCAGUGGUUCAGCUGAUGAGGAUUUACUGGAAAUGCCUCGCAUUUGCCGAUGCUGUUGCAAACGGGAUUUGAAAUUACUCGGCUUAUUCGAGGCCAGCCAACCAACACUGGCCAACACAACAGUGGCAUCGAACAAAUCAUCGGGAACAUUAGCAAAAACAUGUGCGACAGAAGCAGAAACCGAAACUCCACAGACAUUGUCCGCAAAUCCAGUAAAUCCCGGGACUAAAGCUACAUCAUCUCCAUCAGAAGCAGCUACAACGUUGUCCGCAUCCACACACCGCGCGUCCGCCUCCUUCUCAUCCACCUCCUCCUCGUCCACAUCCACGUCUCCCAUGAGGCGUCGCACCACUAACACCACCGCUCCAUCCGCUCCGCCCGCUCCACGUGGUCGUAGCAGCGAUAAUGCCGUCGACUACACCCUCAGCGGGGCCCACAGCAGCAUGGACAUUGUCCUCGAGGAGAUGACCAUUUGGAUGCUCAAUAUAAAUCGCGACGAUGGACUGCCGCAAGAAAUCUGCCGGCAGUGCAUGGCCCAGUUUUUGAUGGUGGCCAAGUUCCGGCGGAAAUGUGUACGGAUGCAGCAGCGCCUGCAGGACUUUGCCCAGGAGAUAUCCGACCGCCAGACGGCCAGACAAGCGAAGCGUCAGCAAAAAGUCCAAAAGAAGACACACGAUAGCUGGCUGCAGUUGGAGCCAACCAGCCACGAGGAGCAGCAGCCCAUACGUAAGCGCCGCAUGGUAUCCGAAUCGGACGGAGAUUCGACAGCAGCAGCAACAGCAACAACUCCAGCCAAACAGGUGCGAACGGAGUUCGAGAAUUUGCCACCGCCCAAAACAAGUCCUCAGCAGCACCGAGUGCGCAAGUAUCGAACCCUCUCCAUUGGCUGUGAAAUGGAGCGUCCCGCCGCGUCCAUCAAUGCCAGCAGCAUGCCCUGGAAGACGAAGGCUGCUCGCAAGCAACUUUCGGAGAGUCGGGCGUCCAGUUGCUCGACGGCGGUCAUGUCGCCCAAUCGCCAACGCAGCAGCACCAGCAGCAGUGAACACAUGAGCGACUUGUCCGUCGGUCCAUGCUGUGGCUUCGAAAGCGACAGCAGUCCGUCCUCUACCUCCAACUCGGCGCGGAGAUCGGUGAUACUCGUUAAGCAGCAGUCGCCGGAGAAGACAUCGCCCAUGUAUGAUUUAAUGCCGCGCAGGGGACGGCGGCCCAGGAAAGCCCCGAUAUACAUGUCGGCCAAAAGACAGAGGCGAUCGCUGGUUAGGAAGGAGCCGCUGAACCGAAAGGCGGCCGCGCAGCCAGUCAACGAAGAGAACAAAAAGUCUGAUCAAAAGGAUAUAUAUCCGAAGGAACCAAGGAAGGAAGGCCUUGCACCGUCCUGUGAUGAGGCCAUCGACAGCACUUCCGAUGCGCCAAUGGAAGUAGCCUCAAAUGUGGUCAAAAAGAAAUGCGAUGAAAUCAGUUUAAAUGAUUUGAUGCUGUGUAAAAUGCAAAAGGACAUCACAUCAAAUGGUUUGAUAGACAGUCGCGACCAGUUAGGCGCCAUGGAAAUGGAGCCGGUUAACGAAAUUAUAGCGUCCAAUGGUGUAGUGAAGGAACUACCCCAAGCUGAGAUGCACGUCCUCAGCGCUCAAAAUUAUGAGGAAACAUCAUCCGGAAAGCAAACAUUAGAAGCCACCAGCGUUAUAAAAGAAUCGAUUCAAUCAGAACCAACUGCUGUUAGAACGGAAAUCGAGUCAAUUGGGAAUGACAUAAGGGCUGGUUCUGAUCUAGUGCAGUCCGAGGAACUGACCUCAUCCACAGAAACCAGCGAGUCGCAAAGGAAAGCUGUUAAGCAGUUGAAAACUAUGGGACAGCAGGAAUCUUGUGCGUUACUACAAACCAUGAAGGAUGGGGCAUCCGUCCAGCAAACGGAAACUGCGGACGAAUCAGACUCUGCUGACCAGAGGGAGAUCAUAGUGAGCAUACCGCUGGAAGUUCUGGAUGAGAAUCUGCAGCGUCGCCUUUGCGUGGAUCCGGAAACUGAGGCGGCCAAUCGCCAGUCCGCUGAUCCCAAGGAGUUCCCCCUGCGCCCCGAUGACGUGAACAACAACGAAAACGAUGAAAAUUUUUGCCAGGGUGCUACAGCAGAUAGCUUCAAUUCUGCUGUGGCACUCCGAACCAAUAAAAUUGAAGCAACACCGCCUGGGGGAACGGAAUCAGAUGACACGGACACGGAAGAGGUGCCGAUAGUGCGAUCUGGGCCAACGCCCAUGGAUUUCAUGGCCGAGUUCGCCAAGCACUGUGCUAACGGAAUUGAACAGCUCAAGGUCACUACACCGGCGCCAUCACCGACUCCCUCGGAUUUGGUGCCCCUCAACGAUCUGGAGGCCAAGCAGAAGCUGGAGGUAGAGAUGAACGACGUGGAGACCACACUCAAUGGCAUCCUCAACGAGAUGCAGGACCAGCACAUGUACACACCAAACUGUGCCCACAUUGAUGAGUUCCUCACUCCAGCCGAUUAUGCCACACUGACUGAGCAGGAGUCGCCCGUUUCGUCGCCACCGAAUCCUUUCGAGCAGAGUUCUGUUGCCGAACCGAAGGACGAGAAGCCCAAUGCCACUGAGGAUCCCUUUGAUAAUAGCAACUUUACCAAUGAACUGAUUGGUUUCCAAAACGAUAUUCCCUGCUUCGAGAACAUUGAGACACCGGAGCAGGGACAAAACUUGCAUUUAGAACUGACCCAGUUCUUAAGGGAUCUGCAGCCGGCACAAUCCGAUCCGCCGGCAGAGGAGCAGGUAGAAAAAGUCGAAAUGCAGACACAGCCAAACACCGUCCAAAUGGAUGACCAAUCAAACCUACCAUUGCAAGCUGAUACACAGCCUCAAAAUGAGUCCGCAAAUCAUUCACCAUUUGAAUCUCCCAUAUCAUCACCUCAAGUUCAGUCUCAGAUCGAAAUACAAAUGGAACCUCAAAUCGAGACUCAGAUGCAACCUCAAAUCGAGACUCGAAUGCAACACGAUGUGCUAAGCGUGCAAUCUCCACAAAACCAUCAGCCUCAAGUACAAUCUCAUGACCAAUCUCAGAUGCAACACCAAAUCCCACCGCAAAUUGAGCCUCAAAUUCAAGUCCAAAACCAGGAGCAACAUACUUUACAGCUCGUGCCGCAAGCACAGCAACAAGUGGUUCCACAAGUACAACUGCAGUCCCAGUUGGUGCCUCAUGUCCAGUCACAGGGCACGACGACGACAGUCACCUACGAACAGAUUUACCAGCAGCACAUUGUCCAGCAGACGGUGCAGCAAUCCUCCAACAAGAUGCAGGUCAUCUCGCUGCCCUCGGCUGGCUCGGAAACAACACGACAGUGGCAGACGCAGCAGUCGCAGCAACAGCAGCAAGUCCAGUGGUCAUCGGUGGGCGGACUUGAGGCCAUCAAGAGUGCACCCGUCGAGAGUGUUGCACCCACGACCACAACGUACUACAUCAGUGCGAGCGAUCUUUAUCCGCAGCAGACUGAAACAUAUACGAUGCUUCAACCAGCCUCCAAUGAAAGCUACGUGAUCGAGCAGGUGAAUCACCAACAGCAACAUUGCCAGCAACAGAUUCAAAUGUCGCAACAGCAACAGCAACAGCAACGCCAGCAUCAGCAACAGCAAGCGCAGCAGGCGCAACAGCAGCAGCAACCGAUUAUGAUACUGAUCCAGCAGCCGGAGCAGCCAGUGGCCUCGGCCAGCAAUCCGCAGCAGGCACCGCUGCACAUCUAUAAUGCUGCCACCAGCAACGAUGUCCGUCAAAUGCAGCACACACAACGCCAACAGAUACGGCAGCAGUAUCACCACCAGCAGUAUCAGCGGCUGCAACAGCCGCAACAAACUCGCGUCGUACAAAGCCAUCCAGUAUUGGGAAUGCCGGGAGCCACUUCCAUAUCAACGAAAGUGACCCCCAUUCCCGUCACAGCGGCCAGGGGUCGGGCGCUCACGCUGAAGUGCCGCUUCUGCCAUAACGGGCCGCGAUUCUCCAGCAGCCUGGAGUACAGCCGUCAUAUCAUAGAUCUGCAUCCGGCGGUGGCGCCCUUCAAUUGUCCGCACUGUCCGCAGGCCUUUGCCGGCAGAACGAAGCGAUCGCAGCACAUCCUCAGCCACCAUGUGGUGCAGCAGUACCAGUGCGGUCAGUGCUCACAGGUGUUUCCCGCCCAAAAGGCACUGGACGUUCACAUCCAGCGCAUUCACAUGACCCUGAAAACGGAUCCAUCGGGUACUGUGAAGGUGGAGGACGUUCAGCUGCAGAUCACCAGCGAACGCAGGCCACGGGGUAGGCCGUAUAAGCCAAGGCUACAGCUUCAACAGCAUCAACUGCAGCCGCAGCAGAAGUUGCAAGUGCAGCAGCAGCAAAAGGCACUUCAGCAACUACCCCAAGCACAACACCACCAACAGCAACAGCAACCUCAACUGCAACAAGAAGUGCUACAGCAGGUGCAGCAACUGCAAGUGCAACCGCAGCAACAAGUGCCGCAGCAACACCAGCAACAGCAGCAACAUGUAUUGCAAGUGCAGCAACCACAGCAACAACCGUUAAUGCAGCCACAGUCGCCGCAUCCAUCAACAGUGGAAAUGCAAGCAAGCCCAACAACGCCACGAAAGAUUCUUUGCUGUCCCGAUUGCGAAGACUGCACUUCCGGUCACAGCCAUGCCAACGAACAGUUCGAGGAGCUGCAGACACUGCAGGCUCCGCCAACGGUGUUGACUCCGCCAUCGACCAUAGUCUCGGUACCAUCGCCACAGCCCAUGGUGUACUCGCAGCACAUAACAAUGCCGUCGCCGGAACAAUCCGAGCCAGAUUCCACGACCACGUUGCGACAGUAUCGCAAGCGAGGCGUGAUCGUUGGGCCACAGGGUCCGCUGCAUUUGGCCACACCGGUGGCCUCGCCAUCGCCCUCGUCGUCACCCUCCUCAUCGACGGUGGAUCACAUACCGCCGGCAUCUCCGGCUCCGCCCGCAUCACCAGCUCUGCCUCCGUCGCCCGCCGUCGCGUCCACGGUGCAGGUGAGCGAGCUGCGGACGAGCCACCAUUGUCUGUACUGCGAGGAGCGAUUCACCAACGAAAUUUCCCUGAAGAAGCACCAUCAGUUGGCGCACGGAGCGCUGACAACAAUGCCAUUUGUGUGCACAAUCUGCAAGCGAGGGUAUCGCAUGCGUACGGCGCUGCAUCGGCACAUGGAGUCGCACGAUGUGGAGGGACGGCCGUACGAGUGCAACAUUUGUCGCGUCCGGUUCCCGCGACCAUCGCAACUGACGCUGCACAAGAUCACGGUGCACCUGCUCUCCAAGCCGCACACCUGCGACGAGUGUGGCAAACAGUUUGGCACGGAGAGCGCCCUCAAGACGCACAUUAAGUUCCACGGAGAGCUCGGUUACCAGUGCGACGGGUGCGAUCGGAGGUUCGAGUAUCUGAAAGAAUUGCGCAAACAUCGACGCACCCACAGCGAGAUGUUUUACAAAUGCAAAUUCUGUCCAAGCUCCUUUAUGCGUUUCACGAAUUUUCGGGCUCACAUGAAAACCCAUUUGCCGCUGGGCGUAUUCCGCAACGAGGAUGCCGCAUCGAAGUCACCCAGCAACAAUAAUAGCCACGCCAGCAGUGACAAGCUGGAGAAUCCAGCCACGCCCAUCGAGGAGACACCUUUGACGCCGAUGAGCAGCGGCGGACACGUGUACCACAGCCCAGAUGAAUACCCCAAUUCGGUGGAGAGCUGUGCUGGCAACAGCGUGGCUCUGGAAUCCUAUGCCACAACGCCAUAACCCAAGGGGCCGGAUUAUUAUUUAGUGUACAACGCUAUAGUUAUAAGUAAUCACAAGCAACCUAGCCAAAUAAUAUCGGCGCCUUCCUACACUAUUACCACACUCUGUGGGGAAUAGCUUCCAUUCAUCCCAUUGGAGAGCCAACAAAUAAGUAACUCUUAACUCUAAUUCUAAACAAAAUGAAAAGAAAACAAAAGAACCAGCAGACUGCAUUGAAUGCAAUCCCAUAUUGCACUAAAAACGUAAAAACACUUAGCGACUAAGCCAAGGAUACACUCCCUCAGACACAAAUCUUAAGGCUACAAAAUAUUAGACCUAAGUUAGUUAGAAUCUAGACAUUCAUGCAAUGAAAACAACUGAAAGAAAUACGCAAAGGUUAACUCUAGGCCUUAGACAUAUAUAUAUACUUAUAGAUACUUAUUACUGAUUUCCGUUCCCAGUUAGAUAUAUAUAUAUUUUUUUGAAGAGCGUUUAAUGAAAAUAAUAGAAAUAAGGACCUAGAUAUAAACAAUGUACCAAGCAACACUAAAACACUUAGUUAUUCACAUUUUGGUGUAGAAUUUAAAUAAACUACUGAGACAUUUGUGAGCAAGGCGCUCAAAUCGA
Drosophila sechellia is the source of this 7012-nucleotide messenger RNA. It is a transcript of the gene mld, whose product is annotated as molting defective. Bases 512 to 6406 code for a protein of 1964 amino acids. Gene Ontology annotation, biological process: regulation of transcription by RNA polymerase II. Gene Ontology annotation, molecular function: DNA-binding transcription factor activity; RNA polymerase II cis-regulatory region sequence-specific DNA binding; zinc ion binding. The transcript is spliced from 7 exons. The record is from RefSeq and is a predicted model, not a curated record. Gene Ontology annotation, cellular component: nucleus. NCBI's taxonomy places the organism in Eukaryota, Metazoa, Arthropoda, Insecta, Diptera, Drosophilidae.